CUAAUGUGUCAGAGAGAGUGAUAGAGAACAGGCACCGUGAGCAAUCACUGAGGCAGGAGUCUCACUGGUACUUGACCUGAUCAGACAAGAAGCUUCUAGAUUUAAUCAUCAUCUUUAUCACCAUCAUCAUCAUCAGUGUGGUCAGUCAUGUCGGUUCUUCCUGAGUGGCUGAAAAUGUUGCAGCAGGUCUGGAGGUGGAAGGGUUUCAUCAUCCUCGUCUGCAGCCCGUUCGUCCUGCUGCCGCUCGCAGUCAGCACCAAGGAGGCCGCCUGUGCUUAUGUCAUAGCCAUCAUGGCAGUGUACUGGUGCACCGAGGUGUUGCCGCUGGCGGUGACGGCACUGCUACCCACCAUCCUGUUCCCCGUGCUGGGCAUCAUGGAGUCUAAAGACGUGUGCAUGCAGUACCUGAAGGACACCAACAUGCUGUUUGUGGGGGGGCUGAUGGUGGCCGUGGCCGUGGAGCACUGGAACCUCCACAAACGCAUCGCACUCAGAGUGCUGCUGCUGGUGGGAGUCCGGCCCGCCCUGCUGAUGCUGGGCUUCAUGGGAGUGACGGCAUUCCUGUCCAUGUGGAUCAGUAACACAGCCACCACUGCCAUGAUGGUCCCCAUCGUCCAGGCGGUCCUGGACCAGCUCCAUGGCAACGUAGACCCUCCAGCCUCCUCCAAGAGCCAGAGCAGGACUGCAAGUCUACACCAGGAACCCUGGGAGCAAACCAUCAGCAUCCAGUCAGUCACUCCUCAAAAAGUUCUGGAGAAAGGUGCGAACAGAGCAACCCAACCACAAGAUGACUUGGAGAAAAUCAGCAGUCCAGAAGCAAACUUGUAUCCUGACCAGGAAGUGAUAUCCGAGGAUCCAGUGGACAAACAGGAAAUUGUAAAACCAACUUCACAAGACAAACCGGCAUCAGACCACAGCAGCAGAGGUGGUCCAGUGCUCAUCACCAUGGAAACCAUUGUUGGUCAAAUGGAGCCAGAGGAGCUAAGUGACGAGGAAGAGGAGAAGAAGAGGAUGAGUAAAGGCCUUCUGCUGUGUGUGUGCUAUGCUGCCAGCAUCGGAGGCAUCGCCACUCUGACGGGAACCGGACCAAACCUGGUGCUGAUUGGACAGAUGAGCCAGCUCUUUCCUCAGAACGGAGAUGUGAUCAACUUUGCAUCAUGGUUUGCAUUUGCCUUCCCUACGAUGGUCCUGAUGCUGACGCUGGCCUGGUUCUGGCUGCAGUUCCUCUACAUCGGCUGCAACCUGCGGAGGACGUGGGGUUGUGGGACGGUCCAGUCAGAGAAGGAAAAGGCAGCGUACAAAGUGAUCAAGAAGGAGCAUGGCCAUCUGGGACCCAUGAGUUACGGGGAAGUCAGCGUCCUGGCACUCUUCAUCCUUAUGGUGGCACUUUGGUUUACUCGAGAUCCUCGUUUCAUGGAUGGCUGGGCAACCAAAGUCUUCAACGCCAAGGCCGAGUUCGUCACCGACGCCACCGUCUCGCUGUUUGUUGCUGUUUUGUUGUUCGUUCUUCCAUCUGAGCCUCCGCGAUACCUCUGCUUCUGGAGGAACUCCGACACAGAGAGCCAGGUGUCGCGAGGCCCCGCCCCUCCUCUUCUCACCUGGCAGGUGACCCAGAAAAAAAUGCCCUGGAACAUCGUGCUGCUGCUAGGAGGAGGCUUCGCUCUGGCCAAAGGCAGUGAGGUAUCCGGUCUGUCCCGCUGGCUCGGCGAUCAGAUGACACCUCUUCACUCCAUCCCUCCGUGGGCCAUCGCCAUCGUACUCUGCCUCCUCAUUGCUACCUUCACUGAGUGUGCCAGCAAUGUUGCCACGGCAACCCUCUUCCUGCCAAUCCUGGCCUCCAUGUCCCAGUCUAUAAACCUGAACCCCCUGUACGUGAUGAUCCCCUGCACCCUCAGCGCCUCCUUCGCCUUCAUGUUGCCGGUGGCCACACCCCCCAAUGCCAUCGUCUUCUCCUAUGGGCUCCUCAAAGUGUCUGACAUGGCUAAGACCGGUGUGGUGAUGAACAUCAUCGGGAUCGGCUGCAUCAGCCUGGCUAUCAACAGCUGGGGGCACACCAUGUUUUCUCUGGACUCUUUCCCCUCAUGGGCCAAUGUCACCAAACUGGUGUAGAACCAACAGCCUGGAGGAUAUAAGUUUCUUACUACCAAUGUGGCGCCUGUUUCCCUGAGCUGUUUGUCCUUUGCUAAAGUCCAAGCGCGGGGUCAUGAAGACAAAGUUUAAUGUAUGUAUGACCACGUCUCUAGAACGGUUCAGUGCCACAGGUCAUGGGCAGAAAUCCUGAGAUGGGAACCUGUACCUGAGCUGGUUUAACAGGAAAUCCAGUUCAUGGAUAUUAAAAGUAUUAGGUCCUAGGCAUGAAUUUUACUUUAACCCUCCAAGCUAAUUGUUGGUCCUACUGUGUUUUGGGGGUUUUAUUUCUAUAACUGUAUGUAGAGCCUGAAGCCUUUUAAUCCCAGUAUAAACCAGUCUGUAGCACCUGGAGCUUUUAAUCCCAGUCAGCAUCAGACAUGAUGUUU
This is a messenger RNA of Melanotaenia boesemani (Boeseman's rainbowfish), 2516 nucleotides long. It is a transcript of the gene slc13a5a, whose product is annotated as solute carrier family 13 member 5a. Gene Ontology annotation, molecular function: succinate transmembrane transporter activity; sodium:dicarboxylate symporter activity; citrate transmembrane transporter activity. Gene Ontology annotation, biological process: citrate transport; monoatomic anion transmembrane transport. The record is from RefSeq and is a predicted model, not a curated record. The transcript has 13 exons. Bases 148 to 2109 code for a protein of 653 amino acids. Gene Ontology annotation, cellular component: membrane. NCBI's taxonomy places the organism in Eukaryota, Metazoa, Chordata, Actinopteri, Atheriniformes, Melanotaeniidae.